AUUAAUCUUCUUCAUCACAAUCUACUCAUAUAGCUUUGUUCAAUUACAGACACGAUCGUUUCACUGCUUUUCCGACUUCUGCAAAUCUCUGGCAUUAGUAGGCAAUUUCAGAACUCGCCCACCCUUUUACACCGAGUUUGAAGUGUCUAUGGCUCCAUCUUCAAGCAAUCAGUCUAAGUCAUCAUCAAACCUUGGUGGAAAAGUACGAAUCAUUGCAAGGAUUCGAGGUUUUUCGGAUCAGGAGUUGGCAUCUGAUGCCGCACACUCAAAGUCUAUGAUAUCUGUCUUUAAAUCUGGUGAUGGUGUUAAGCUUUCAUUUGAUGAUCAACUAUUGAGCCGGAAAAAUGAGUAUGAGGUGGACCAUUGUUAUCAGCAAAAUGAAGACACUGCCCUAAUAUUCUCAAGCGAGAUUAAGCCUCACAUUUCAAGGGUUUUUAAUGGUGAAAACUCAACAUUUAUUGCAUUUGGAGCCAGAGACGGUGGAAAAACAUACACAAUCAAAGGUUCCGAAGAAAAAUUAGGUUUGGGAAUGUUGGUGAUGGAUGAAAUUCUGAAAACUGUAGAAGGAGGAAAACAUACAAUCACAGUAUCAAUCUUUGAAGUUUUUCAGGAUCAUGUUUAUGAUCUAUUAGAUCCCAAGAAUCCUGAGGUUCAAGUACUAGAAGAUGCUCAUGGAAAAAUAAUGCUUAAAGGGCUUUCUAAGGUACCCGUGAAAUCAUUGUUAGAAUUUCAGAAGUUAUACUUGAGUGACAAUAGUUUAAACAAACCAACAAAAAAGAUAACUCUAGAGUUGCCAAGAAGGAGCCAUAAAGCUCUCAUGAUAAACAUUUUAGCUUGUGAUGAAGGAGGAAGCUCUAAACUUGUUGGAAAGAUGAACUUUAUUGAUCUUGCAGGGUAUGAAAAUUCGAGAAGAAAUACCUUUGAUGGAACCAAUCUUAAUGAGUCUACACGAAUCAACAAGUCUUUAAAUGCAUUGCUUAAUGUGAUUCAUGCCAUCAAUGCCAAUGAGAGUCGUGUCCCUUAUAGAGAAAGCAAACUUGCAAGAGCACUACAAGAUUCAUUUGGUGGAAAUAGUCAUAUAUCAGUGUUAUUUUGCUUGAACCCAUUGUUUUGCCCCGACACUAUUCAUACAGUUACUUUAGCUUCAAGGUUGAAAAAUAUAAAGCCUUUGGUUGCUGCAUGCUCUGCUGCAAAGAAACAAACCAACUCCACAGCAUCUAUUUCUGGAAAGAAACACACAAAGCCUCCUUUAUCUGCAAAUAAACUCGAUUCUACAACAAAACAACAAACCAACUCCAGAUUGCCUUUGUCUGCAAAGAAAACUAAUUCUGUGCUAAAAGGAAGGAAUCUUUUUAGUGGUACAGAGGAAGCAAAUGGUUUCAAGGAGAAAACACCGAGAAUGGAAAAUAAUCUUCCAAAUAUAGUAAAAUCAGUUAUUCCUGAUAAUAAUGAUUCCACUGUUGUACCUCAUGCGAAGGAGGAAAAAUGUUCAUCAGUCACUGUUUUAUCCAACUCAGAUUCUGCACAUGUUGCUUCCAACAUUGUACCUAGUUCACAUGAGGAGGAUGCUUCUGUAAAGACACAAAACAACCUUCCUCAUGUCAAUGAGAAAGAGAACAAUAGUUUGGUUGCUAAUGAAGGCGCAUCACCACCUAUAAGUGUUAAGUUGAAAAGAUUAGCAGAUAAUUUGAAAGCAUUAUCUUCAACUCCUCUGCCUGUAAGUAGGCUGCAGAAUGCAAAUACUCAAGUCUGCAAUUCUGUUGAUACUAUGGAACCAAAAACACCUCUAGUUACACAUAAAAUGGAUACUUCAAAUUCAAAAUGUCAAUCUGGAUCAUUCAGCAAACGUAGCUCAGGGUUGAAGCAAGCGCUUGUGCAAAACUAUCUACAUUUUCUAAAUACAGCUAGCGAGGAUGACUUGAAAGGGAUCUCGGGUAUUAAGGAGAAGAGAGCUUCAUACAUUCUAGAACUUCGUGAAAAAUCACCCGAACCUUUUAAAAGCCUUGAUGAUUUGCAGGAACUUGGUCUUUCAGCAAAACAGGUCAAGAACAUGAUGAAAGAUGUUGUUAGGGAUCUUUUCAGCUAGCCCUGAAUACAAUACAAGUUAUGUGUUGUUUAUAUCGACAAUAUAAGUUGUCAACCACAUUUGAUCAUUUGAAUUUGGUUGUCACUUUUCAAGGUGUCACUUUUGUUUGGGCAGUAGUUCGAUAAAAUUAAAUAAAUAUAUACCUAUAAUUACAAACAUUCAAAA
Molecule: messenger RNA, 2251 nt
Organism: Lactuca sativa (garden lettuce)
Lineage: Eukaryota; Viridiplantae; Streptophyta; Magnoliopsida; Asterales; Asteraceae
Product: ATP binding microtubule motor family protein
Biological process (GO): microtubule-based movement; mitotic spindle organization; spindle elongation
Cellular component (GO): microtubule associated complex
Molecular function (GO): microtubule binding; ATP binding; microtubule motor activity
Source: RefSeq, a predicted model, not a curated record